Molecule: messenger RNA, 1146 nt
Organism: Insectozyma verbasci
Lineage: Eukaryota; Fungi; Ascomycota; Pichiomycetes; Serinales; Debaryomycetaceae
Source: the annotation of a GenBank genome assembly
AUGUCAAUAAAUCAUUUAUUAAAUCCAGUACUAACUUCAACUCCUACUUAUCUUGAGAUGUCACAACAAUUUGAUUUUACAAAUCAUUCGCAUAGAAGAUUAAAUUUAUUAACUAAUAGAUAUGUAUUAUGUUCACCGCAUAGAGCAAAAAGACCAUGGCAAGGUGCUAAAGAAGAAAUUAAAAAGACACAAUUACCUGAAUAUGAUCCAAAAUGUUAUUUAUGUCCUGGUAAUGUAAGGGCUACUGGUGAUGUUAAUCCAAAAUAUGAAACAACUUAUAUUUUCCCAAAUGAUUAUCCAGCUAUGAAAAUAGAUCAACCAGAUUAUAAACAACCAAAAGGAAAAGAUUUAAAAAGUAAACUAUUCGUAACUCAAGCUGUUAAAGGUAAAUGUUUCGUCAUUUGUUUUUCAUCAAAACAUAAUUUAACAUUACCAUUAAUGAAUAAAGAAGGAUUAAUUUCGGUUGUAAAUGCAUGGCAAACUUUAUAUAAUAAUCUAAAUGAAGAACAAUCUAAAGGUGAUGCACCUUUUAAAUAUUUACAAAUUUUUGAAAAUAAAGGUUUUGCAAUGGGUUGUUCAAAUCCUCAUCCACAUGGUCAAGCUUGGUGUUUGGAUACAAUACCAACUGAAGUAAAUGAAGAAUUGACGAAUAUGGAAAAAUAUCAUGAAGAAAAUAGUAGUCAUCUAUUAGGUGAUUAUGUUAAAUUAGAACUACAAGAAAAAGAAAGAAUAGUAGCUGAAAAUGAUUCGUUUUUAAUUGUGGUUCCAUAUUGGGCUUUAUGGCCAUUUGAAACUUUAGUUAUAUCAAAAGAGCAUUUACAUUCAAUUGCUGAAUUUAAUGAUACACAAAAACAAGAUUUAGCUUCAAUUUUGAAAAUCUUAACUACAAAGUAUGAUAAUUUAUUUAAUACUUCAUUUCCUUAUUCAAUGGGUAUUCAUCAAGCUCCAUUCACUUGUACAAAAGAACAGCAUGAUUGUUCUUGGUUUCAUAUGCAUUUUUAUCCUCCCUUAUUAAGAUCAGCUACUGUUAAAAAAUUUUGUGUUGGUUUUGAAAUGUUGGGAGAAGCUCAAAGAGAUUUAACUAGUGAACAAGCAGCUGCAAGAUUAAAUGAGUUAAGUGGUGAAGUACACUAUAUGAAUCAAUAA